CUCCCGCGCAGGCGUAGUAGUCGUUUGCUACGCCCCGCCUCUCCAACAGCUGGGCAGGCUCGCAAGCCAUGGGCUGCGAAGGUAGAUGCCACUGCCCACGAGUAAGUGCGUGAACUGAACAUGACCAAUCCGUUAAGAUACAAAGUGCUGAACCUUUACAAAAAUCUGCUGUACCUCGGAAGGGAAUACCCCAAAGGGGCAGACUACUUUCGGACCCGGCUGAAGGCGGCGUUCUUGAAAAACAAGGACGUGAAGGAGCCCGAGAAAAUCAAAGAACUCCUUGCCCGAGGGGAGUUUGUCAUGAAAGAGCUGGAGGCUUUAUACUUCCUCAGGAAAUACCGAGCUCUGAAACAGCGUUACUAUGAAGAGGAUGGCAAAUGAUGUGCAUUGUGGUUCGAAACGAUUCCCCAGGCCAUAGGUUGAGGGG
This is a messenger RNA of Lacerta agilis (Sand lizard), 427 nucleotides long. RefSeq names its product electron transfer flavoprotein regulatory factor 1 (gene ETFRF1). NCBI's taxonomy places the organism in Eukaryota, Metazoa, Chordata, Lepidosauria, Squamata, Lacertidae. Bases 121 to 381 code for a protein of 86 amino acids. The transcript is spliced from 3 exons. The record is from RefSeq and is a predicted model, not a curated record. Gene Ontology annotation, biological process: respiratory electron transport chain. Gene Ontology annotation, cellular component: mitochondrion.